AUGAAGAAUAGAUCAUUAUCAUAUCUCAUAUGUGUAGAUGGAUCACCUUCGUCUAUUGAUUUUUUUAACAAUUUUUUGCAUGAGCACAUAGUUAUGGGAGAUCGAGUUUGUGCAUUGCACAUCUACAAUUCUUCUAAUCCCAAUUUUUUAAUAUCUCCUGAAGAUUUACGAUUCCAACUUGAAUGCCAACUCCUAAUGAAAGUAAUUCUAAUUCAGCUUCCUGGCAAUGACUUUGCUUUCAAAUUCGAGCAAAAAGUGGAGAAAUUCACAAGUAUUCAAAUUGUAAAAUCAAUCCCUGUUGUAAAUCCAAACCUUCUCAUAUUAUCAUUCAACGGACCAAAAGGACCAAAAAAGUAAACAUAAAUUAGAAAGCCAGGAGAAAUAGGAUCAUCUAUCCAAUACUCAUUAUAUAGAUCACCCAUUUCAGUCCUCUACAUGAAAAUCCUUGAAUUCAGAUCAAGACUGCCAUAUAGAGGCUACACCUGAAUGGUAUGUGUUGACAAUUCCAAUCGAGCAUUAUCAGCUUUUCAUUUAGCUGUUAGGCUGCACAAUACAAAUUUUGAUAGAAUAGGAGUCAUUCAUAUAAUUAAAAACACAGAAGAGUCUAAACAAGUUGAAGAAAAGUAUAAAAAAGCAAUUUAUGAAAGCGGAGUAUUAUAUAUGAUAGGUUAAUGGGCAAUUUUUCCAAUUAGAAUGCAGACCAGAAGGAAAAGGAGUGCAUAGUAUAUUAAUUAGACAUUUAUGUGCAAGAGAUGUUAAUGUACAUUUUGUGCUUGUAAAAUAUAUGUAGUGCGGAAUUGAUGGGGAUAGGGCUGAAGCGGAAGGAAAAACAGGAAUUGGCACAGUCCCAGUUCAGCUUGUGAUGAGAGCUCCGUGCAAUACUUUAAUAGUAAAGUAA
Molecule: messenger RNA, 898 nt
Organism: Blepharisma stoltei
Lineage: Eukaryota; Ciliophora; Heterotrichea; Heterotrichida; Blepharismidae
Source: the annotation of a GenBank genome assembly